AUGUCUCAUAAUUUAGAGAUUAUGAGUCACGUAAACGAAAACGAAAAUAAUGUGAGCGACGUUGAUGACGUUGCAGGUGACGAUGACGUUGAGUCCCUGGCGGGUGGGGUCCUGAGUGAGUGUGAAUCGGUCCGGAUCCGGAGUGGAGGUGGAUCCUUUGAUCCUGAUCUAGAGGGGAUUGUGGGCAAUGAAGAAGGUCAAAUUACGGACAAUGGCGUCGUACUCGCAUCGGAAGAGACUGACAAAGAAAAGAAAGCCCGGCCGAAACUCCAGCAUGUGGCUUUGACGCUUUGGGACACCGACGAAGUCCAUCGCGAAGAGUUAAAGAGAAUGCACAAGCGUUGGAAAUGGAUCGGUGUGCUGCAUGGUAAAGAGUACUGUCCUGACACUGGUAGACCACACAUGCACGUAGACAAACUAGGAUACUUCAAAUACUGCAAGAAGGAUGGUGAUUUCAGAAUCACAGGGGAGAUUUUCACUGAUUCUAAUCGCAAGGGAGAGGAGCGCCAAGAUCGGCACGAUCUCCGAAAUGCCAUUUACGAGGAGGGGAUUUGCGACUUGAAGCUAUUGAGAUAUCGAUUCCCGAACCAGAUGAUGGCUCCAGGCGGGGAGAGGUAUGCCAGGCAAUUGAUUAAUGAUGUUACACCUGUGCGCGAACCUGAAAAGUUCGACAAGGAGCACCUGUGGCAACGGGAAUUGAGAAGCAAGCUAAUGCAACCUGACAACGGUCGUGAGAUCAUCACCAUUCACAGCAUGCAAACACGUCAAGGCAAAUCGAAGUUCAUGCAACAUUUGAAAUGGGAAUACAACCAGAAAAGGGAGGGAUCUGCUCUCAUCCUAACGGUUGCGCCAGCUAAGGAUCUCAUUGACACCAUCAAAGAUUACAGGCAUUCUUUGGAGCUCCUGGUGCUUGAAAUCCCUAAAGCAAAAGGAGAGCCUGCAUUUCUCAAGGGGGUCUUUUCGUUGUUGGAACUCAUUAAGAACGGGGAGGCAUUUGCACCCAAGUACACCACAGAACCGGUGCGGUUUAGGAACAAUGUCAAAAUCAUCAUUUGCAGGAACGACAUGCAUAAGCCCGAUUCGUUAUACGGGAAAGACAGGGAGGCGUAUAUGGACGUCAGCAUUGACACAUGGGAGUGGGUGCCUCAUCGAGUGUUGGAAGAGAGGUGGAACGAACAGCACCCUGGCGAUGAAAUCACAAUUUUUGAAGAAGACUAUGACGAGGAAGGGUGGUUUGUCGAAUGGCACGGCAAGAAGAAAACGGAUCACGGAGAAUGGUUCAGAGGAAGGACGGUGGAAAAGCAAAUCGAGGAGAUGAAGGCUGAACACGAAAAGAAUGUCAUUAACAACGCUAGGCGUUUGAGUCAACUAAGGAGGAAAUACCUUGAGUUGAAAAUUGCGACUUGGAUUUACCGACAGUUGAAACCCGAAACAGAGGAGGAGGGAGAGGCACAGAUGGAGGAGGAGACACCAGAGACACCGGAGCCUCUUACUAUGGAGGAGAGGGCCAUGGUUGAAACGCUUCGAAAAAUCAACAGGAACAGGGGUGACGUUCUACUGAAGAAUCACAAGAGAGCCGCCGGAAUGUUGAAGAGGAAGAGAGAAAAAGAGGAGGGAGGAUGCGGCUUUCGAAUACAACUGCAAGAGACACAGGGAUUGAUUGAAUAUGUAUAG
Seminavis robusta is the source of this 1674-nucleotide messenger RNA. NCBI's taxonomy places the organism in Eukaryota, Bacillariophyta, Bacillariophyceae, Naviculales, Naviculaceae. The record is from the annotation of a GenBank genome assembly.